CCUAUUCUUGUUACUGUCUAUAUAUAUAUGUAUAUGUAUAUGUAUCAAUGAAGGCUCAAUUGCAGAUCAUAAAGCGAACAUGGCGAGAAACUCGCCGGGCCUCUUGCUAUUUCUGCUUCUUGUUCUUGCUUCUCAGGAAGAAAUGAUGACGGAAGGCAGGACGUGUCAGUCUCAGAGCCACGGUUUUCACGGUGCAUGCUUAAGUCACCAUAACUGCGCUGUGGUCUGCCAGAAAGAAGGCUUCUCCGGCGGUAAAUGCCGAGGAUUUCGCCGCCGCUGUUUCUGUACCAGGCUGUGUUAAUCCGUUAUGUAUUUUACUUGGAUCAAUAUAUAUCUGCCAACUACGUGACCCUCUUAUAUAUAAAUAAAGACCAAAGGGCACCAACUUGUUAUUAAUUACUAUUUAAAAUAUUUAAU
Messenger RNA from Carica papaya (papaya), 417 nucleotides. RefSeq names its product defensin-like protein 1. NCBI's taxonomy places the organism in Eukaryota, Viridiplantae, Streptophyta, Magnoliopsida, Brassicales, Caricaceae. Gene Ontology annotation, biological process: defense response. The record is from RefSeq and is a predicted model, not a curated record.